This is a messenger RNA of Oreochromis aureus, 4091 nucleotides long. It is a transcript of the gene gpr27, whose product is annotated as G protein-coupled receptor 27. Gene Ontology annotation, cellular component: plasma membrane. The coding region runs from base 2014 to 3129 and encodes 371 amino acids. Gene Ontology annotation, molecular function: G protein-coupled receptor activity. The record is from RefSeq and is a predicted model, not a curated record. The transcript has a single exon. Gene Ontology annotation, biological process: G protein-coupled receptor signaling pathway. NCBI's taxonomy places the organism in Eukaryota, Metazoa, Chordata, Actinopteri, Cichliformes, Cichlidae.
UUUAGGAGAUUAGGUUGAACAGUAUUAAUUUAGCAUAGCAAGGUAAAAGAGCUUUAAUUUAAAAUGAAAUGCACUUUAACAACCUUAGUUUGGCAAUUGACAUAAAGUAAAUAAAUCACAAAAUGUCCUAAUGAAUGGAACACCAAGUUAAUAUUAUGCAAAUCAUUAUAUUAUAUAUGAAUAUAUUAUCAGUUUUUGCUAAAUCUUUGUGCUCCAUACACUGCACAAUUACAGGAGCACUGGUUUCACUGGUUUUAAUGACAACCCUGAACAUGGGCAAUGACUGGGAGCUAUUAGUUACUAUAAGAGACUCAAUCUUAUAAUGACUUGUUGCUUUACCCUGUCUGGGGACACAGACACACUGGCAACCACAUUAAACAUCCACUAGAAUGAAAAUCUAAACACAGCACGAUAGAAAUAAUAGUCACAGCAUUAAUAAAUGAAGGAUUUAAAGUAAAACAGUAACGUUACUGAUUUUAGUCGGUUCCAGGCACUUAAACAGACAGCUCCACACUCCACAGAGCAAUAAUCAUUUCUGUCAAGCUAUAAUUUGUCUAAAGGACACUUAGUUGGUGAGUUGUAGUGUAAUAUUUCCACGCUCCAGUCAGGUGUGUACAAAGGAAAGUAACAGCAAAAGUGUUUCAUACUUUAAAACAUUCAUGUAAAAAAAUAUAAAAUGAAAAACAUUUUCACAACUGUUCUCCUGAAUAUAUGUGCAAAUAGUAGCUUAUGGUAACAGCAGCAAAUGGUGCAGAAAAUAUACUUAACUGAACAUCAAAACUAGGAUAAAUGGUUAAAUGCACUGAUAUAAAUUAGAGACAUUCUUUGCAUUUGCAUGGCUGAAAUAAACAUCCAUUGUACAUGUUUACUUCCAUGCUAUGAAAACAGGAUUGAUUAGCACAGCAGAAAUGAUCAUUUAAAUGAACUUAAUGAACUUUUUGGUGAGAAAAGUUGAAUAAAAGUUACAAUGUAGACUGUGUAGGCUACUGUGUUUCAUACAUUUUAAAACUGGUUUUACAUGAGAGAGAUGGCCACAAAGAAACGUAAUAUUAUGGCCUGUGCAUGGGUGGCCUACCUACAUACUGACUUUACAGACCAAUCAAGUGUGCUUGUGGACCUUUUGACCCCUGUGCAAUUUCUUGAUCUCAAUAAUAAUCAUUAUAUAACACGCAGUAAAACACAAUCUUUUUUUCUCCAAAUGCAGACGUAGGAUCAAAGUUCUUUUUUUCUUUACAUCCUAAAUAUAAAACAUUGCAUAAUGUCAUAAAGGCGAUCUGUCUCUAAGCAUUUGCAUCUCAUGAGCGCGCAGACACAUGCUACCUAUAGUUGGCAGGAGCUGAGACUCCUGACUGAUCCCAGGCCUGCUCACUACAUGCAGGCGGACGUGCGUCGCAUAGACUAGAGGCUGCACACACCGACACACACCCGUAGUCUACUGACGCUUCCACCUCGGUGAGCUUCCGACCUCCGCUCAGCUGUGUGCUAUUUGCAGUCUCCGUGUGACAGCUAUAAUUCGGCGUCCUUUUGACGAGGCUGUGGAUACGUAAGUGUUGCGCCAUGCUGCCGCACAGCUGCUUUUUUUAAUUCCUCAAGACAGGAACGGGAGACCUCCGCCAUCGGUGAAAAUUGAGAUGUGUUCUCUGAGCCGCUCGUCUGAACGGAUGCUCUCCGAAAUGGUGUCUGAAGCUAACGCUGGCCGCCUCUGUCCAACAGAGAUCAGGAGCACGGAGAGGGCUGCUUCUGACGCGCUUUGAGAUGAAGGAUAAGAAGAAAAAAAGAGACGUGAAAUGAUUUUUCUUUUUGUUUGUUUUGUUUGGUUCUGUUUUGUUUAUGAUGGGGAUUAAUGCGCAUCCAGAUGGGAUUUAUUCCUGAGUAGUUUUCAGCUGAAGGGGGCGGCGGAUCGUGUUGAUUUUGUUCUAAAUUCAGACCUGGAAGAGAGAGAGGGGAAAAAAGGAUACCGUUGCUGCUCGUCGGUGAAUUGAUGUGGGAAUACGCGCUACCUGGGCUGCAUAGAUGGCAAACACAAGCGAGUUAGGAGAAAGCAGCCCGUCCUUACAGAACUAUGCGUCCACGGCCUCUGCGGUCAAGCUGGCCUCCCUGGGUCUGAUCAUGGGCAUCAGUCUGCUGGGCAACGCGUCGCUGUCGCUGCUGCUGCUGAAGGACAGCUCGCUGCAUAAGGCGCCCUACUAUUUCCUGCUGGAUCUGUGCCUGGCGGACGUGGUGCGCUCUGCCGUCUGCUUCCCCUUCGUGAUGGCAUCGAUCGGCGGCGGCUCCGCCUGGCCGUACAGCCCCCUGAGCUGCAAGAUCGUCGCCUUCAUGUCGGUGCUUUUCUGCUUCCACGUCGCCUUCCUGCUCUUCUGCGUCAGCGUCACCCGGUACAUGGCGAUCGCCCACCACAGGUUCUACUCCAAGCGGAUGAAUCUGUGUACGUGCGUGGCGGUGAUCUGCAUGGUGUGGACUCUCUCCGUGGCGAUGGCUUUUCCUCCGGUUUUCGACGUGGGCACCUACAAGUUUAUCCGUGAGGAGGAGCAGUGCAUCUUCGAGCACCGCUACGUGAAGGCGAACGACACCCUGGGCUUCAUGCUGAUGCUGGCCGUCAUCGUGGGGACGACUCAUGUGGUUUACAUAAAGAUGCUGUGCUUCGUUUACGACCACCGCAAGAUGAAGCCGGCUCAGCUGGUGCCAGCUAUCAGCCAGAACUGGACUUUCCACGGCCCCGGGGCCACCGGGCAAGCCGCUGCCAACUGGAUCGCCGGCUUCGGCCGCGGACCGACCCCUCCGACGCUGGUGGGGAUCAGACAGGCUUCGCACCCCGGCAACAGGAGACUGCUGGUGCUGGACGAGUUUAAGAUGGAGAAGCGCAUCGGGAAGAUGUACUACAUGAUUACGCUGACCUUCCUCAUUUUGUGGGCGCCUUACAUAAGCGCCUGUUACCUGAGGAUAUUUGUGCGAGGGGCCCCGGUCCCGCAGCUUUACCUGACGGCUGCUGUGUGGAUGAGCUUCGCCCAGGCGGGAGCGAACCCGAUCAUCAGCUUUCUGUUCAACAAGGAGCUCCGGAUGAGGCUCCGAGCUUGUUUCCCCUGUUGCCUGGGAACGCAGACACCCAUGGAGCCGUACUGUGUCAUCUGAAUCGCAACGGGACCCUCAAAUACUGCCAAAGACACGUUUGUGUAGGAUUUCAGAAUGUACACGGAAUGCACCCCCCUCCCCCGAAAUGUCUUUGCAUACAGGGACCAAUCAAACUUUAGUUUACCCACAUUUCUAUCAGUGGCAAAGGGUUUACACACUAUUUUAAUCUGACAGAACUUUACUGAUGGUGUAAAUUCCUGCUAUAUUUUGCUCUCUGGACUGAUUUAACUCACAUGAAGCAUAAUAUGUAAUGAUUUAAUUAAAAAGAAAGAGGCUGCAGCGUAUUGGAGGGUUUUUUGCCACUCUAGCUGGGUAUCAUGAGGAAACCACUCUUCAUUUUUGCCUCUGCAUGUAUUUUAGGUGUUAUUCAUUCCAGAGGUAAGAUGUAGCACACGCAACUUACAUGUGCCCUGUUAAAUCCUACCUUUGAUGAAUGACCUUUUCCCUAUCUCCAUAUUUUGUGCGAAUGUCAUUUUGCCUAUUUUCUUGCAUAUUUAAAAAAAAAAAAAAUUGAAAUAUUAUCCCAACACAUCAAUCUGAUGUUGUGGCCCACUGGAAAAGUACAAAAAGCAAUGCAGAACUACACUUGAUCAGACUCCCCCCCAUCUUUGCUUAUUAGUCAUUGAAAUACUAAAGCUAAGAUACAGACCUCAGUCUGUUUUUAAUAAAGGCAAUGUCACAUUUGUAAAUACUGUAAAGCCCUGCUAACCCCUUCCUUGAGCUUUUUUUAAAUACCCAUAUAUCCUUGUAUAGUUCAUAAUCUCUCAGAACUCUUUGUGUUGAACGAGGUGUUUGAACUCACUUUAAAAGCAUUUCGCAAAUUCUUCUUCUCCAUCAUCCCCUGUGUUGAGAAGUGGGUCGAUUUACAUUCCCCCAAAGAAUAUACAGUACAUUACAAAACAGCAUUCUUUUUCUAUGGAUGGAACUCUGAGAAAAAAAUGUGAACAAUUUGGUGCUUUGAA